Molecule: messenger RNA, 1251 nt
Organism: Hirsutella rhossiliensis
Lineage: Eukaryota; Fungi; Ascomycota; Sordariomycetes; Hypocreales; Ophiocordycipitaceae
Product: leo1-like protein
Exons: 2
Coding region: 1-1251 (416 amino acids)
Biological process (GO): positive regulation of transcription elongation by RNA polymerase II; transcription elongation by RNA polymerase II
Cellular component (GO): Cdc73/Paf1 complex; nucleus
Molecular function (GO): RNA polymerase II C-terminal domain phosphoserine binding
Source: RefSeq, a predicted model, not a curated record
AUGUCUGACUCCGAGGAUCCCCUCGAUGCCGUCGACGAGGGCGGAGAGGAUCUCUUUGGUGACGAGGGCGACGACGAGGCGGCGUCUCCUGCCGCGCGCGUCUUGACCGAUGAUGAUCUUGCUUCGGAUCCUGAUGAGGACCCGGACGCACGGCAUCGCGACUAUGACGAUGCUCUGCCGCAAGAGACGCGGGACAAGGUCGUCAUUGAGCAGCCCACCUACCGCCAUCGGGUCCCGAAGCCCAGAGACGGCAUGCUCCGGCUACUGCGCGUGCCCAAGUUCAUCAAGUUUAUGCCCGAAGUCUACGAACCAGACCUUUUCGAGCCUUCCGAGUUCGACCUGGCCAACGCCAAAGCUGAGCAGCCAAGAUGCGUCGCGCGCGUUCAACGUGAUUCCAGCACGGGCAUACUUAGGAGUAACACCAACGUCUACCGCUGGAGCGAUGGCUCCGUCACCAUCUCCGUCGGAGGAGAGCACUACGAGAUUCAGAAGAAGCUGCUGGCAUCCGGGCCAGACAAGCCGUACAACGAGCUCCACGACGGUCACUGCUACGCCGCGGCAGCGGAGCUUGGUAGCAACAUGCUCAUGACGGUCGGUCACCUGAAGGAGCAGUACAACGUCAAGCCAAACAAGGCCGUUGGCGAUGACGCCCUGACUCUCUUUGCGGAGCGCAUGGCCCAGGCCAGCCAAGCGAUGAAAGGAGAGGACAUGAUUGUGCGAACGACGAGAGAUCCCGAGCUGCAGAAGAGACAGGCCGAACUGGCCGAAAAGGAGAGAAUGAAGGCCCAGCGGCGGCGUGAGAAUGCCGCAGCCAAGAUGGACGGCGGCCUCGGACGCUCUGGUCGCGGGGGCCUGUCCAUUGGGGACCUCGAGGGCGAGCGGCGCGGGGUCGGAGCCGGACGCAAGAGGGGAGCGCCAGGCUCGACGAAGCCUAAGCGGCGGCGGCCCGAGUACGACUCGGACGAUGAUCUGCCGCAGGGAGUGGGCCGGCACGAGGACUACGACAUGGACGACGGCUUCCUCGUGGCAAGUGAAGACGAGGAAAUGGAGAGCGGCGCCGAUGGAGACGAGGAGGAAGAGGAAGAGCUGCUCGGCUUCGCCAAGGACGGCGGUCGCCGGUCCAAGAGGCAGAGGACGACGGAGGCCGAGGGAGACGAGGAUGCAGAGGGUGACGAGGUGGAGCUCGCGGGCGACACGGCCGGUCGGGCCAGGAGGCGAAACGUGGUUGACGACGAAGACGAGGAAGAAUGA